AUGGGGACUAUGGCGGGAGCCAUUGAUCUCUCCUUCUCCUCCUCCGCCGCCCUUGAAAUCUUCCGCCUCGAGUUUGCAUCCACCACCGCAUCCGCCGACAAUCCCGCCGCAUCUGCCGCCUCCUCCGGCGCUGGCGUCAGCCCCGCCGGAACCUUCGGAAACGCUGCUGACGUGUCACCGGACGAUUUUUUCGGCGGGCUGGGCAGCCCUGACCAAUCCGGAGGCAAGGCGGCUGGCGGAGUGCCGGGAAGCGCGGGAGCGGGGGGCGGGCGGUCGGAUCUGCCGUCGCUGGGAGCGGCGACGGCGAGCGAUCGGUUCAAUCGGCUGUCGUGGGGAUCGUGCGGCGUGGAGCAGUCGGAGGCGUUCAGCCACGGCAUCAUCGCGGGCGGACUGAUCGAUGGCACCGUCGCUCUUUGGAACCCCGCGCGCAUCAUUAGCGGCAAGACGGGCGAGGGAGAGGGAGCUCUCGUCGCCAAGAUGUCCAAACACAAGGGCGCGGUGCGAGGGUUGGAGUUCAACCCAGCGGCGCCCAACCUGCUGGCGUCAGGCGCGGAGGACGGAGAGCUGUGCAUCUGGGACCUCGCCAACCCCUCUGCUCCCUCGCUCUACCCCUCGCUCAAGGGAGCGGGGGGAGGGCCACAGGGGGAGAUAUCGUGUCUGGCGUGGAACCGCAAGGUGCAGCACAUCGUCGCCACCACCUCCUACAGCGGCCUCUCCGUCGUGUGGGAUCUCCGAAAGCAAAAGCAGGUCAUCAGUUUCGCGGAUCCAGUGAGCAGGAGGCGGUGCUCGUGUCUGCAGUGGAACCCCGAGAUCGCCACACAGCUCAUCGUUGCCUCCGAUGACGACCGCUCGCCCUCCCUCCAGGUGUGGGAUCUGCGCAAUGCCAUGUCGCCAGUGAAGGAACUCACCUCACACACCAAAG
Closterium sp. Naga37s-1 is the source of this 922-nucleotide messenger RNA. NCBI's taxonomy places the organism in Eukaryota, Viridiplantae, Streptophyta, Zygnematophyceae, Desmidiales, Closteriaceae. The record is from the annotation of a GenBank genome assembly.